GGUGGCAGUGCGAGGCGGUGGGCAGACGUGCUGGGCGAUGGUGGCCGGAGCUCCCCCGAGGAUGGGCUUUCUCUGGGGCUUGGCUCUGCCCCUUUUCUUCUGCUGGGAGGCUGGGAGCUCUGCAGGCCCCAGCACCAGCAGGCCAGGUCCUUUGGUGACAACAAACCACAGAGAAGAGCCUGCCAUGACUCCGGGGGUCAGGAUAAAUUCAGAGGGAGCCUUCCAGACCACCGACCUUGUUGAGACCUCUGUGCCAAGCCGCAUCCCUUUGGAAACUCAAACCCUGAACACCCAGACCUUUGAUAGGAACUUAAUCCUGGCCAGCACCAUUUCAGAAGCAGAGACCAGGGAAACCAAGACCACUUUUCCUGCAACAGAGACCAGGGCCUUCACUAAAAGGACACUGUCCAAGUUCAUGGUUGUGAUCACCACUUCUAUGGAGGCAUCAGCCACCAGUGGCAGCCCCAUGGGAACUGGAAUGGCCACAGUUGAGACUGUUACAGGCAGGGAUCUUGUGGAAUCUGUCUUUGACACCCUUUGCACUGAUGACAGCUCAGAAGAGGAAAAGAGGAUCACAACUGACGUCUUGACAUUGGCUCACACCUCUGCAGAAGCCACAGGCCCGGCCUUGGACAGCAGCGCCUUCUCGGACAGCUCAGUUCUGGCCAUCACCACCUCCCCGUCCCUGGCACCUGACAAGGCCACUUCGACUAAAGACUUGCUUGCCUACAACAUCACUGACACUGAGUUUACCAAUUGCAGCAUUAUAGAAAUAAUAACCACUGCCACCACCCUUGGGACCUCGGACAUAGAUCUCGACCCCACAGGAGGAAAGGCCUUGUCUCCCCCGGAGAUGUCAACUUUGCCUGAUUCCACCAAAGCAGAAUCGCACCUCACCAAGACCAUGACAUCUGCAGAGACCUCGUCAGCAGCCAGUGUCCCAGAACCAGCCACACCUGACACCACAGUUGAGAUCUCACUAACUGCUAAUAGCACCACAGAAGGAGAACUCACAACAGCCGAGCCCAUGACCCCCAGCACUUUGGUGACCGUCAGCACCAGCCCCUUAGAAGAAACUUCAGUCCUCUCUGUUGAGACAACGAGCCAUACUGAGGUCUCUGGAGUGGUUACAAUCUCCACAGGGACUGGGUCAGCGGUGGGUAAAGUGGCUUCCCCUGUUGGGCCCUCAGCUACGGCUUACAGCCAUACCCACGUAGCCACUAGCAAGAACUCCAACUCCUCACAGCCUUCUAUCACAGAUAGCACAACCAAUGGGCCUGUGCCCAUCAGCAGGAACCCUUUUCCUUCUGUCCAUCUGACUAUGGCCAACAGCAGCCGAGAGGCAAACAUCACCUUAGUCAAGACCACAGCCUUAGCCAGCAAGACUGGAGGGAAGGCCCCAACAGCUCUGCUCACCACUGCUCAGCCAAGGUGGACCACAGAAGCUACUGCAGGUGGGGAUGGAGGCUUUCUCCUCCUGCGGCUGAGGGUGGCCUCCCCAGAAGACCUCACUGACCCCAGAGUGGCAGAGAGGCUGAUGCAGCAGGAGGGGCUAAGGAACAUUCGCAGCAGCCAGGCUUGGCUGUGUGCCAGAGGGGGCAGUGCUGCCUGCGGCCUGGGACACUGUCCACACGCACAGACUGGAGCUGCGUUACUGCGCUGAGAUACACCCGGAAGCUUCCAGGAGGUCAGCUGGCCUAAGCCCUUACCCCAGACAUGGCAGCGGGACCCUGACUCACAUGUGCCUCUGUGUGUGUGUGUGUGUGUGUGUGUGUGUGUGUGUGUGUGUGUGUGAUGGUUGGGGGGGGCUUCCCUUGUUCAAAGAUGUCCUUGGACUUCCUUUGCCACAUGUGUUAUG
Messenger RNA from Ailuropoda melanoleuca (giant panda), 1858 nucleotides. It is a transcript of the gene MUC20, whose product is annotated as mucin 20, cell surface associated. The coding region runs from base 38 to 1663 and encodes 541 amino acids. Gene Ontology annotation, biological process: hepatocyte growth factor receptor signaling pathway. The record is from RefSeq and is a predicted model, not a curated record. Lineage: Eukaryota; Metazoa; Chordata; Mammalia; Carnivora; Ursidae. The transcript is spliced from 4 exons.